AGCUGCAGCAGAUUCUGGGCCCACCCCUCCAGUAGAUUGGAUCACACUCCCAUCACCUUCAGCUGUGAGACCUCUCCUAUUCUCCAUAUAUAUAUAUCUAGAGAGAGAGAGAGAGAGAGGAGGGUCUGCAAAGGUCCACUUAGCUUUGGUGGUGUAUUACCGGUAGGUUUGUUUGUCUACUUCAGCCAUGCCUGCUGAUUUCAAUGGCACCUGGAACCUUGUCAGCAGUGAGAACUUUGAAGGCUACAUGGUGGCCUUAGGUAAGCUGAAAUAUAGUUUGAUUUUUCUCUUCCUCUUUGAUUAUUUGCUUUAUGCUGGAAACUCUUUGUUCAGAAUGUCCCCCACCCCACCCCUUUCCUCAGCCAGAAGUUGUAUAUGUACUUGUUUGAACUCUGCAAUAUGUUAUGGGUGUUUUGAUUUUUGUUUUUAUUAUUAAAAAAGUUUGUAUUUAAUCACUGCUGAUUCUCGGCUCUGAGUUCCUUGAGUUAUUUACUCAGAAGUAAGGUCUGUUGAAUUUGGGGCUUGGUUCCUGAAUAAGUAUGUACAGGAUUGCUGGUUUCCCUUAUGUUGAAUUGAGGAAUCCAAGCAUUCUGUAUCUUGGAGGAUUAACUACAUGUAUUUCUGAAUGGAAGUCCCUUUCCAGGCAAGGAGCUGGAGUUUGUUCUCCCUCCCCUGCUUUGCCAUUGUAACAACCCUGUGACGUAGACCUACAUCAGUGAGUAUAGGAGUUUAUUUUGAAGGAAGAGCUGGGCAAAUUCAAAGUCUCCUUCUGUUUCUGUGCAAGGAUGUAAUUUGCUGGAAACACUUGGUGUUUCAAAUAAAAUAAGUGCAUAUUAUAGGGGAGAGGCCAACACCUAGGUGAUCAUCUGAGCUUAUGUGGGAGUUAAUAUUAUCCAAAUUGCUUCUUGGUGUCGCUCUGGGCACACCUGGUCUUCUCAACCUUCAUUCUCUAGCUAAAAUGGGUAUUACAGUCUCCUUAGUGAGUUGUCUCAACAACAGUGUUUGGCAACACAAGUGGGUCAGGUCUAGAAUGUUUGCAGCCCUGUGCUUAUGAAGUUUACAAGCUCUUGAGCUCAGGGCAGCCACACACACAUGGCUUCCUUUUUUUCACUCAACAACCUUGUAAGGUACUGUUAGGUUGUGAGAAAAUAUUGCCUAAUGAGACCUCAAAGUGGAGAGUUGAACUAGGGCUCUAUCAUUUCAAAUCAAACACAGCAACCGCUAUACCACAUUGGCCCCGCAGCAGCUACUAGUUCACCUACAUUGACAAAGAACCAAUGCCAAGUGGCUAGACCAGUGGUUUUCACCCUGGGGUGCCUUGAAAUGAUGGUCAGGGAUGCUGCAGGCAACCCUGGCCUCUGUCCCUUUUUCCUUCCCUCCCUCCUCUGAUGCCCCCUCCCGUCUCUGCCUCCCAAAGGCUUGCACAACUGUUUGUUGCAGCAGCCCUGGCUACAAGCAACACAGGCAAAUGGUGCCUUUGGGGCUGGGCAGGGGGUGCUGGUUGCCAGGAGCUGAGGAGGCUCAGAGAUGGGGGGGGGGCUGCCUGGAGGACUUCCAAGAAGAGGGGAGAGGAGGCUGAGGGAGCACUCCACAAUCUUCUGUGCCAACCUACAAGUUUGCAAUAAGGUUUCCCAAUAAUUCAGACGUCUGACCCAUUUAUUUUGGCUCAAAUGAGUAACUUUAUUUCAACACUGGGCUGAAGAAGUUGAGGAAUUGAUUUCACAUUUGCCACACUUUCCUGAAUGACUUGUUCCAAGAACAUGAAAUUCUCUCUCCCACCACCCCCUAAACACUUUUUAACAAAGCUAAUUGCUCUCCAUCAAUCCUAAGGAACGGGGACUUCUUAACAGUCUGCCAACUUCCGAUCUUCAAAGGCAAAAGCACUGGGGCAGUGGUCUGACCAGGACUCAGAUUACCUAGGUUUGGGCAGGUGAGGGGUAGAGUGGGAAUGUAGUGGCAAAUCUGGAAGUUCAAGAUCCCUUCAUGAUAGUCAUAGUCACACCCCUUUUAUGACUAGACAGCCUUAUAAGAUAUACGUAUUAGUGAUGCUUUGCAACCAGCAAUGCAGAUGUUACCGUGUUGCCUUUCAGAUAGAUCUACCAUUUUCUGUGCAUGUACAGGAUUCGGACUGCCCCAUUAUAUUAUUUUGCAAUGACUUUUAAGUUGUGUUUUCUUUGAAGUUCCAUUGCACAGAACAGAAUAUCCACACCAUUCUCUUGAAACGAAAGCACCUUGUGUUUUCAGUGUUUGUAAGUGCCUGGCUUCUGCAACAUAGAAGCGGCAUCCAUUUCAUGCUGAUAGGGCAGCUCUGGAAGGCUGCAGGCAUGGACCCUGCGGCAGAAAUAGUAAUGGGUCUUUGACCCCAUCCCCCAUGACCCUGGACCACUAUACCACUGGGUGGGAAGUAGCAGUUAUGGCAUAGCUGAGUGGUAGCAUUUCUGCUUUGCAUGCUGAUGGUUUUGGGUUCAGUCCCUGGCAUCUCCUGGCAUGGCAUGGAAUUUCCUCUAGCUGAUACUUUGGAGAGCUGUUGCCAGUCAGCGUAGACAGUGCUGAGCUAGAUGGACCAGUGGUGUGACUCAAUAAAAGGCAGCUUCCUGCAAUCGGAAAAUCAAAUGUGUUCUGUCUAAAUAACCUGGAUGCAACGUCUCUCUGUGCAAAGGUAUCGAUUUUGCCACCCGCAAGAUAGCCAAAAUGCUGAAGCCUCAGAAGGUCUUCAAACAAGAUGGGGACUCAUUUUCUAUCAACACAACCAGCACUUUCCGCACCUAUUUAGUCGAGUUCACGAUUGGGGAGGAGUUUGAAGAAGACAACAAAGGCUUGGACAAUAGAAAAUGCAAGGUAUUGAGGACUGGAGAAAGCCUCUCUCUAAGUAGGCAGCUUUAAUUGAAAAUAAACUUGCUAUCCUCCCCCCGCCCCGGCCAGGAUGGAUGCAUGCAUGCAUGCAGGAUGUCUGGGCGGGGGGGGGGGGGAGCGGGAUCCAAUAAUUUGUGGUACCCAAUUCUUGUUUAUGUAUGAGUGCAUUGUGAUAUUACACAAGUAUGGGUCAGGAAACUGCAUAGCCUGACUUUCUGUCCACUAUACUGAUAAGCUCAGGCUGGUGGACAACAUUGUUUAAAAAAAAAAUUGCAAACAAGAGCAUCCUAGGUGGUACAAUGGGACAGUGCAUCUGGCUCUUAACUAGAAGGUUGGUGGUUCGAGCCCACCCAGGGGCAGGAUUCCUGCAUUGCACAGGAUUUGGACUAAAUAACCCUCAGGGCCCCUUCCAAAUCUGAUUCUAUUAAAACAACAUUUUCCAGCUCUGUCCUCUUAUUUUUCAAUACUUUGGCUAUGUACACACUGCACCUGUGAAGCAUUUCUUCCUCGCUCCACAGAAUUAUGGGCACUGUAGUUUAAGGGUUUCUGGGAAUUGUGCCCAGAAUUCUUUGAGGGAAUGAAUGUGCUUCAUCAAGGUAUACACACCAGAACCUUUUUUGUUCUUCUGUUCAUCUGGAUGCUACUUUCAAGAGCCCUUAACUUGCAUUAAUUGUCAUGGGCUUAUUGUAAGCUGCCCUGUUAGAAGGUGGGGCAUAAAUCUAAACAUCAUAAACAGGGCCAAGCUAGCAUUGUUGGGGUGGGAGCAAAAUUUGUGGGCCCAUGGAAAGUGUUUCUGACAUGACAGUGGAGUUGGGUUAAUUGAAAUGGAUAGGGCACUGCCCCACCAACCUUGGACUGCCCUCAGACAGCCCACCCCUAUGUGCCUCACAGACAGUUUGGAGGGUGGCUCUGCCUGUUAUCUUCCUUCUCCUUAGUCUCUGUGUUGCCCUUGUAUAAUUUGUUGACCCUUGGAGCAGAACCUGAGAGAUGAACUGCGCCUUGAAUAUUUUUGACCCUUCUCCUUCCCUGCAGAGUGUGGUUAACUGGGAUGGCGACAAGAUUGUUUGUGUCCAGACUGGAGAGAAGAAGAACAGAGGCUGGACCCACUGGAUUGAAGGAGAUGACCUGUACUUGGUAAGUUAUUACAGGGGUGUAUAGCUAGGGUUGCUUUGGAGGUAAGCCAGCUAGAUAGAUACUCUGGAGCUAGGGGAUGUUGACUCCGUAUGCUUUGCAUAUGGGUCUUCCUGUUUGAAGGGCCCCCCUACCACCACACCUCAGCCAUGUUUCAUGCUUGAGAUAGCCAGUGAGUCCUCUGGCCUACUCUUCUCUCCCCUGUCCCCCUGCCCAAUGUGAGCAGCAAGGGGCUUUUUAACAGCUGUUGCAUCAAUAGCUUGUGUGUUCUUCACUUGGGAUGGGAGUUUGCAGCCAAGGUCUCUGCUAUUUAUAUGCACUAGGGAGAGAGCUAAUGAGCCUUUUGGCUCGGUGGGAUUGAGUUGGCCAAUGGGUAAAGCCUAGGCUACUGCUACAUUUAGGUCAAAAAUCUGCUUUGCAUGCAGAAGAUCCCAGGUUCAUUCCCCAGCAUCUCCAGGUAGGGCUGGGAGAGACUUCCUGUCUAAACCCCUGGAGAGCUGCUGCCAGACAGUGUAAGCAAUACUGAACUAGAUGGACCAGUGGGUUCGAUUUGGUGUACAGCAGCUUCAUGUUCUCUUGUUCCUAACGGAUGUCUCCUUGUGCAGGAACUCCGAUGUGAAGACCAAGUAAGCAGGCAGGUUUUCAAGCGAGCGUGAAGUUGAUUCCUGCAAUAUCCCCCAAAUGACAACAGCGCAGAGAACCACGUACAGGAGUGUUUAUGCAUAGCGGCACUUCAGACAUGGAGUGCUAACUGAAAAGGCAGCUUUACAGGUCAAACCUUCUUCCUCCACCCCUGGUGCUCUUUUUGUAAAAGCAUUCCAACCUGAUCCUUUGGAACAAACGUAACUGUUAACCUGCACUAACCACGUAACUUCAUUAAAAAAAAAAAAGAUGACUGUU
Podarcis lilfordi (Lilford's wall lizard) is the source of this 4884-nucleotide messenger RNA. The record is from the annotation of a GenBank genome assembly. NCBI's taxonomy places the organism in Eukaryota, Metazoa, Chordata, Lepidosauria, Squamata, Lacertidae.